UCAAUAGUUGUUGACAACUCACAACGAGUAGUUAUUCAAAAAUGGAAAUGACAAGGAACAAAACUCUUGAACGAAAGGAAGACGUGAUACUAAGAAACCAAAUGAUGGAAAGUCAGCCAAAUUCAAGAAAACCGAAAAGAUUUUUUUUCACAUCUAAAACUAAUGGAAUCGAUACAGCAGAACACCUGGAAAGCAUGGGAAAACAUGUCGAUGAGCCGGUGGAUUCCAACCAACCACCCGAAUAUCAACAGCGGUACUACAGACAACAAGUUGUAGCCGGUCAGCCAGUUUACCAAUAUGGGCCACCCCCACCAGUACAGGGGGGGAGAACGGAAGUUGUCCGUUCGGGAAGGGAAACGGCAAUGGCUAGAGAAGAACGUCGAGGCCCGGGCGGUGGUAAUCCAAGUUUCUUCGCUUAUGGAAAUGAUGAUGAUAGCGACAGAGUAUUUAUGUUCAAUACGGUUGAAGUGAGAAAUCGUUUUGUUCAUAAGGUUUACAAACUGCUCACAAUCCAACUAUUAAUCACGUUUGGAUUUGUUUUUCUGGCCAUUCAUGUCGAUGCCAUAAGGGAUUUCUUACUACGUAACUUCCUGUUGCAGAUACUUGUGAUGUGUUCGACCAUAAUUCUCGUUAUUGCUAUAGUGUGCUGUGAGAGCGUUAGGAAAACAUUUCCCUGUAACAUAAUUGCGCUUGGAAUUCUGACUCUUCUUUAUGCAUACAUAUUAGCAAAUGUUUCUUGCUAUUACGACACUAUAGCCGUAUACAUGGCCACUGGCACAACAGCAAUAGUUUGUUUUCUAGUGUCAGUACUGGCAUGUCAAAUGAAAUGGGACAUCACUAAAUGUGGAUGCAUGUUGUACGUUUUGCUCAUCGGUUUGAUGAUCUAUGGGAUGAUAUGUACCUUAAUGAUAUUUUUCGUAGAUCCUGAAAGUUUCAAAAUAUUGCACUUGGUUUACAGUGGCUUGGGGUUAGCUAUAUUCAUUCUUUACUUGAUGUUUGACACCCAACUAAUAAUGGGAGGUCGAUAUAUGGAGUUAUCACCUGAAGAGUAUAUAUUAGGGGCAUUAAAGCUUUACAUAGAUAUAUUUAUGAUAUUUCAGUUCUUAUUGGCGCUGUUCAGACAAUAAUAAAGCUUUUUGAAGAGGUAAUUGGUUUGUUCCUUUUAUAAAAUAAGUUUUAAUCACAAGUUCAUUUUAAAAUUUUCACAUAAUUUUUUAUAAACAAGUUCCUCAUGAACAC
Molecule: messenger RNA, 1239 nt
Organism: Harmonia axyridis
Lineage: Eukaryota; Metazoa; Arthropoda; Insecta; Coleoptera; Coccinellidae
Product: protein lifeguard 2-like
Exons: 4
Coding region: 42-1127 (361 amino acids)
Biological process (GO): negative regulation of apoptotic signaling pathway
Cellular component (GO): Golgi apparatus; endoplasmic reticulum; membrane
Source: RefSeq, a predicted model, not a curated record